Caenorhabditis elegans is the source of this 454-nucleotide messenger RNA. The record is from the annotation of a RefSeq genome assembly. Lineage: Eukaryota; Metazoa; Nematoda; Chromadorea; Rhabditida; Rhabditidae.
UCACUGCGAGUUCUCAUAACUCCUUCAACAAGUCGCCAUGGCCCAAUCCGUUCCACCAGGAGACAUCCAAACCCAGCCGGGUACUAAGAUCGUCUUCAAUGCCCCAUACGAUGACAAACACACCUACCACAUCAAGGUGAUCAACUCAUCGGCUCGCCGUAUUGGAUACGGUAUCAAGACCACCAAUAUGAAGACUUGGAGUUGAUCCACCAUGUGGAGUUCUCGACACAAAGGAAGCAGUUCUUCUUGCCGUUUCCUGCGAUGCUUUCGCCUUUGGACAGGAGGAUACAAACAACGACCGUAUCACUGUUGAGUGGACCAACACCCCGGAUGGAGCUGCCAAGCAAUUCCGCCGUGAAUGGUUCCAAGGAGACGGUAUGGUUCGUCGUAAGAACCUCCCAAUCGAGUACAACCCAUAGAGCCCUGUGCUAUUUCCUUCAAUAAAUGAUUUUUG